This is a messenger RNA of Grosmannia clavigera kw1407, 4392 nucleotides long. Its product is annotated as exonuclease. The transcript has a single exon. Gene Ontology annotation, molecular function: RNA binding; 5'-3' RNA exonuclease activity. Gene Ontology annotation, biological process: rRNA catabolic process; nuclear-transcribed mRNA catabolic process. NCBI's taxonomy places the organism in Eukaryota, Fungi, Ascomycota, Sordariomycetes, Ophiostomatales, Ophiostomataceae. Gene Ontology annotation, cellular component: nucleus. Bases 1 to 4392 code for a protein of 1463 amino acids. The record is from RefSeq and is a predicted model, not a curated record.
AUGGGUGUGCCGAAAUUCUUCAGAUGGCUCUCGGAGCGGUAUCCAGCCAUCUCGCAGCUGAUUGCAGAGAACCGGAUCCCGGAGUUUGACUGCUUGUAUCUCGACAUGAACGGGAUCAUUCACAACUGCACACACAGCGACUCGGACGACGCCUUCACUCGCUUAGGCGAGGAGGAAAUGUUCAUACGUAUAUUCAACUAUAUAGAACACCUGUUUGGCAAGAUCAAACCGAAACAGCUCUUUUUCAUGGCGAUCGAUGGUGUGGCGCCGCGGGCCAAGAUGAACCAGCAGCGGUCGCGGCGUUUCCGCACGGCCCUGGACGCCGAGGUGGCGCGCAAAAAGGCUAUUGCCGAGGGGGCGCAGCUGCCGACGGACGAUCCGUUUGACAGCAACUGCAUCACGCCGGGUACGGAGUUUAUGGCGAAGCUGUCGAAGCAGCUACAGUACUUUGUCAACAAAAAGGUCAGCGAGGACAAGGAGUGGCAGCAGUGUACGGUGGUACUGUCGGGCCACGACGUGCCGGGCGAGGGCGAGCACAAGAUCAUGGAGUACAUCCGGAACGCGAAAGCGCAAAAGGACUACAGUGCGAACAUGCGGCACUGCCUCUACGGGCUGGACGCCGACCUGAUCAUGCUGGGCCUGCUGAGCCACGACCCGCACUUCUGCCUGCUGCGCGAGGAGGUGACAUUUGGGCGGCAGACCAAGACCAAGUCCAAGGAACUGGAGCACCAGAAUUUUUACCUGUUGCACCUCUGCAUCGUGCGCGAGUACCUGGAGCUGGAAUUCCAGGAGCUCAAGACGGACAAGACCAUGCCGUUCGCGUUCAACAUGGAGCGGAUCAUUGACGACUUCAUCCUCAUGGCCUUUUUCGUCGGCAACGACUUUUUGCCCAAUCUGCCACGGUUGCACAUCAACGAGGGGGCGCUGGCAACCAUGUUUUCGAUCUACAAGCGGGUGCUACCCAAGUGUGAGGGCUACAUCAACGAAGGCGGUGCGGUCAACCUGAAACGGCUGGGCCUGCUGCUGGAGGAGUUCUCGAAGGAGGAGUUCCGGUUCUUCGAGCACGAGAUCGAGGGCGAAAAGUGGUUCCAGGCGAAGAAGAUGAGCCACAUACCGGAGGGCGAAGGCCUCACGAUCAAGGUGGAGAAGAAGUACGGCAAGGGCAGCCGGAGCAGGAAUGCGGCUGGCAAGGCUAUCGGUAACGGAGUCAAUGGCGGCAGCAGCAACAACAGCAGCAACAGCAAUGGCGGUAACCAGUCGCAAAAAAACAAGCUGGUGCUGACGACAUCUCAGAAAGAGCUCUGGAAGUCCAAGAUGCGCAAGUUCGUGAGCAAGCCGACGAGCGAGCCGCUCGACCUGGGAACGGAGCUGAAGGCAGAAGACCGCAAGUUUGUGCAGGACGUGGCGGACAGUCUGAAAAUUGACUGGAACACAAACGAGGACGAGGAGGGCAACCGCCAUCUGGUGCUGGCGUUCCCGGCCGAACGGCUGGGCGGAGGCGACAAGGGGAACGGGGAGGACGAAGAGGACGAAGAGGACGAAGAAGGGCAGCUGGCGCUAUUUCGGGUGAUGAAGAAGUACGACACGGCAGAGGUGGCGGACGUGACGGCAGCGGAGAGUCAGGCGGCAUUGGACCAGCUGUACAUGCUCAAGUUCCAGCAGUGGAAAGACGGGUACUACAGGGAAAAGUUCGCCUGGACGGACGGACAGCUGAGCGAGGAGGUGCGCAAGCUGUGUGAGAACUACGUGCAGGGCCUGCAGUGGGUGCUGUACUACUACUACCGGGGUAUCGCAUCAUGGCCGUGGUUCUACCACUACCACUACUCGCCGCUGAUCUCGGACGUGAUCAAGGGGCUGGGGGCGGACCUGAACUUCAAGCUGGGCCAGCCGUUUAAGCCGUUUGAGCAGCUGAUGGGGGUGCUGCCAGACCGGAGCAAGAAGAUUGUGCCGACGGUGUACUGGGGCCUGAUGACGGAGGAGGACUCGCCGAUUGUGGACUUUUACCCACGCGACUUUGAGCUGGACAUGAACGGAAAGAAGAUGGAGUGGGAGGCGGUGGUGAAGAUCCCGUUCAUCGACGAGCGGCGGCUGCUGACGGCGAUGAAGCCGAAGAACGCGCUGCUGUCGGCGGAUGAGCAGAGCCGCAACGAGUUUGGGGCGCCGAUCGAGUUCACGUUCCAUCCGGGGACAGACUUUAUGUACCCGUCGUCGCUGACGGGGAUCUUCCCGGACAUCCCGCACUGUCGGUGCGUAAUGAACAUGUUUGAGCUGCCGGCGACGGAGGGGCUGGAGUUUCUGCACGACCUGACGGGCGGGGCGCUGCUGAACGCGUCAGCGCUGGCGGGAUUUCCGAGCCUGGCGACGCUGCCGUACCGGGCGAUGCUGACGUACCACGGGGUGAACGUGUUCCAGCAGGAGAGCCGGAACGCGAGCAUGGUGGUGACGCUGUCGGAGUCGGCGAGACAGACAAAGGUGGAGGCAGCACGGCAGAAGCUGGGACAACGCUGCCAUGUCGGGUACCCGUUCCUGCAGGAAGCCAAGGUGGUGCGGGUGUCGGACGAGCUGUUCGACUAUACGCUGGACGAGCAGGGUGGAGUGGAGCAGCACCACCACGGCGGCAAGGAGAUGGAGCGGUGGCAAUCCAAGGCACGCAGCAUCGAGGAGAACUACAGCCGGCGGCUGGGGAUCGUAAUCGGGACGGUGGAGUCGCUGGUGCACGUGCACAUGCUCAAGGGCCUGGUCAAGACAGACGUAGGGGCGACGAUCAAGGAGUACGGCGAGGUGGCGGUGAUGGAGACAGACUUUGCGGCGCAGACGGUGGUGGACUCGGUGGUGAAUGAGGACGCGCGAUUCAUUGAGCGGGAGGCGGUGGCGAUCGAGGAUGAGUUCCCGGUGGGCUCGCAUGCGUUCUUCGUGGGCGACUUGGCGUACGGACGGCCAUUGGAGAUCGCCGAGCACCACGGCAACAAGAUGGACGUAUGUGUGUCGAUGCUGAAGCAGCGAGAGCCCGAGUUUGCGCACCAGGUGGUGCUUCAGGCCGAGCGGGAGAACCGGUACCAGCCGUCGUUUGCGGUGGCCAAGUCGCUGGACCUGCACCCGCUGUCGCUCAGCAAGAUCACGUCAUCGUUCUACGUCUUCUCGGUGGGCGGGCUGAAGGUGAACCUGGGGCUGAACCUCAAGUUCGAGGGCAAGAAGCAAAAGGUGCUGGGGAUGUCACGGAAGUCGGCGACAGGAUGGGAGUUCAGCGCGGCGGCAAUCGGGAUGAUUGCCAGGUACAUGAUGGCGUUUCCGGACUUUUUUGCUGGGCUGAAGCACCUGCCACACAACCGAGACAUCAAGGACACGGACAUCUGGUCGAGCCAAGAGGUAGCAUCGCAGCGGGUCAAGGAGAUCGGAGCAUGGCUGAAGAAGCAGGAGACGGGGCAGCUGGAACGGGUGCCGUUGGACGCGGAGCAGCUGGACUCGGACGUGGUCGGACGGCUGGCACGAGAGGCAGACGAGGCACAGCUGGCGUCAGCGGCGAUGGAGCCAAAGCUGAUGCGCAAUGUGCCGCGCAACGCGGUGCUGAAGCCGGCAGACGCAGAGCAGCGCCUCGGCAACCAGCGAUUUACGCUAGGAGACCGGGUGGUCUACGUGCAGGACUCGGGCAAGGUGCCGAUUGCGCUACGCGGCACCGUUGUCGGCAUCGGGCGCACGACCACGACGAAGCUGCUGGACGUCGUCUUUGACACGACCUUUAUGAGCGGCACGACACUGGGCGACCGGUGUCCGGCGUUUCGCGGCCAGACCGUGCCAGCGGCCUCGGUGCUCAACCUGACGGAGCGACAGGUGUUUCGACGGGCGACAGCAGCGGCCGCUGCGAUUCCGUUGCAGGUGGGCCGAGGUGGCCAUAGACACGGCCGUGGAGGUGGCGUGCGGCAGCUGCACGACGCGCCAGCACCACCACCACUGCAAAGCUCGUGGCGAGGAGCAGCAGCAGGCGGUCCCAGAGGUGGUGGCAGUAGCGGACAGCCGGGACCGAGACCGGGAUCGCAGCUGCAGCACAGCAGUUUGGUGUACCGACUUCAACGCGGUGGUGGUGGUGGUGCUCGUGGAAAUGCACAGGCGCAGCCAAAACAGCAGGCGCAAUCGUUCAAUGCUGUUCCGCCACCAGCCAACCUGGACAGUCAACGAGGAGGACGAGGGCGUGGUGGACGUGGUCGUGGUCGUGGUCGUGGACGGGGUGGAGGUGGGGGUGGAAGUGCAGCUGGAACUGGAACUGGAACUGGAAGUGGAACUGCAGCAGCUAAAACUAUUGCAGCUGGCACUACAGUCGGAACUGCUGGAGCCGCUGGAGCUGGAGCUGCAACAGCUGCACCCACCACUGCAAAAGUCGGCAUGACGGCUGCUUGA